Messenger RNA from Mercenaria mercenaria, 519 nucleotides. RefSeq names its product fucolectin-like. Bases 1 to 519 code for a protein of 172 amino acids. The transcript has 3 exons. Lineage: Eukaryota; Metazoa; Mollusca; Bivalvia; Venerida; Veneridae. The record is from RefSeq and is a predicted model, not a curated record.
AUGGAGGGCGCUGUCAUACUGUACUGGGGGUUUGCCCUGCUGGUGGCGAUCAUGAAAUCACAGGUUUCAGCAACAUCUGUCAGCCUUGCUGUAGGAAAACCGUCAAGUCAGCCCAACCUAUGGAGUAACCGAGCAGACUGGGACGCGGACAAGGGUAACGAUGGUAACCGAGACAGCAACAUCUACAACAACCACUGUUUUCAUACUCAGUCGAUGUGGGAGCCUUGGUGGAUGGUCGACCUUCAAGCGGUGUAUUACAUAACACGGGUAGACAUGUACAACAGAGUCGAUUGUUGCAUUGACAGAGCCCGCAACGUGGAGAUAGCAACAGCGAUAACAAACGGUGCAUGGUCUAGGUCUGCUUACCAUAGUGGCACUAUCGGCAGCUCAGCGUCACUUUCAAUCAACAACGUCCAAGCUCGUUACGUUAAGCUCACAUUAAAAAGCGUUACUGAAUAUCUACAACUGUGUGAAGUGGAGGUCUAUGGAUACAGCGGUAAGCAGAAUGUUUUACUAUAG